AAAACGAGCAGACCUAUAUACAUACUACCAGAUACUACGCUCUUACUGCACUCAGUACUCUCACACUCUCACUGCAACCGGUGACAUAACCUUUCACGUCAACAUAACCGUAAUCUGCCUGCCCCUUGUAAUUACAAGUUUUUAAAGCAGUUUACUUGGAUCGAUCGAUUGAUUUACAAUUAGGUAUGGUUUUCUUAUCGUUGAACCUUUUAAUCAGAGCCCGCGGGCCUGACGAAUUUUGGCGAAAGCGGAAAAUAUUCAAGCUUGCCGCGCAUUAUAUCGGCAGAAGGAGAAAUUGUUACAGUAUAACUAUCAGGAACGUACAUAGAGCUCUAACAUAUUGCACUCGAGGCAGACAAUUGAAGAAGGAAGAUAUGAAAGAGCUGCGGGAGCAGAGGCUAGAAGCUGCUACGAGCGAACAUGGUAUAAAUUUUGCGACCCUUAAAGAAGGAUUAACGAGAUGUAACAUUCUAUUGAAUCGAAAGUCACUGGCUGACUUGGCAAUUUGGGAACCUCGAUCUUUCAAAGCUAUUACCGAUGUCGCAUGCGCGAGAGCGAAGCAAGACCAUUUCAAGGCUACUACAAAUGUUCAAGUACCAAAGAGCGUUAUCGUAAGGGGUUUAAUCAAAUAAUCCUUCACAAGUUGUGCAAAUAAAGUAACAAGUUUUCUUCUUUCCA
Molecule: messenger RNA, 678 nt
Organism: Temnothorax curvispinosus
Lineage: Eukaryota; Metazoa; Arthropoda; Insecta; Hymenoptera; Formicidae
Gene: mRpL20
Product: 39S ribosomal protein L20, mitochondrial
Exons: 3
Coding region: 186-632 (148 amino acids)
Biological process (GO): ribosomal large subunit assembly; translation
Cellular component (GO): ribosome
Molecular function (GO): rRNA binding; structural constituent of ribosome
Source: RefSeq, a predicted model, not a curated record